AACCACACUUUGUGCACGUGAUCAACUACGGCCACUACGUGUAUUUCUUCUUCCGAGAGAUUGCCAUGGAAUACACCGCACUCGGACGGGUAGGUGGUUUUACUCCCGGGGUGGCGAGGGUCUGCAAGAAUGACAAGGGCGGCUCCCCGAGAGUGCUGGAGAAGUACUGCGACAUCCUUCCUGAAGGUGCGUCUCUCAACUGCUCAGUACCAGGAGAAUCCUUUUUCUACUUUGAUGUCCUGGAGUCGAUGACAGGAGUAGUGACCAUCAAUUGGCAGCCCACCAUUAUUGGAAUCUUCAGCACUCAAUCCAACAGUAUCCCAGGCUCUGCCGUCUGUGCCUUCUCCAUGGAGGAUAUCGGGAAUGCCUUCAAUGGCAGAUUCAAGGAGCAGGAUUCCUCUUGGACUGCAGUUUCCGAGGACAGGGUGCCAAAACCGAGGCCUGGGUGCUGCGCAGGACACGGAGAGGCAGAGGCGUACAAGAGCUCCAGUGAGUUUCCGGAUGAGAGCCUGUCCUUCAUCAAGUCACACCCACUCCUGGACGACACGGUGCCCCAGAUCACAGAACGGCCGUGGGUGACCUGGACCCACGGCAGGGAGCGACUGAGUCAGCUGGUGGUAGACACGGGGGCGGGACCCCACCAGAACUACACAGUCCUCUUCCUGGCCACCGAGGCUGGCCGGCUGCUCAAAGUCCUGCUCCAGACACAGACGGGCAGCCAGACAGAGGCCCUGCUGCUCGAGGAACUUGACGUGUACAACCCCAAGAGGUGUGGCUUGGGGAGAGAGGAUGGCCGCCCGCUGGCCAUGGAGUUGGAUCGGGACCACCAUGCCGUGUACCUGGGCUUCAGCGGCUGUUUGCUCCGGGCCCCCCUCAGUCGCUGUAACAGCCACAGUCACUGCCGCAGAGCUUGCUUGGCCGCCAGGGACCCGUACUGUGGCUGGCUGAAGGUGGGACACUGUGGAACUCUAUACCCCGGGACCAGGAGCGGCUUUGAACAGGAUGUGGAGCGUGGGCAUCUUUGGGACAAGGAGCAGUGUGGAGCCUCACCCCCUUCCAUCCAAGAUAGCCUACAGGACUCAUCCUACGGGGUGGAGAGGGCGAAGGCCGGCAAGGCCGCUGGACACCGGGUCCACCUGAACCUGCUGGCAGCUGCUGCCGUCUCGGCCUUCCUGCUGGGGGCCCUCCUCUCGGCACUGGCCUCCUCCUGCUACUGGCGAAGGGCCGGCGAGGCGGAGAUAAUGGGCUCAGAGGGUGCCAAGGCCCACGUCGAGGCCUCCAGGAUCUACGCCAGCCUGCUGGUCGACCGGGGAGGACGCGGCACCCACCCGGAGCUGACCUGCUUGCCCACCCCGGACGCUACGCCCGACCUCCCAUCCCGGAACCUGAGGCCCUUGCGGGGCCGCUGGGACGCGCCCGCAGCUGGGACGGGGGGAGACCGGGACCCGCGGCUGACCGGCCUCACUGCCCACGGGCUUCCCUACAUCCCCAGUGCCGUGGUGCUGCCGAACAAUGCGCUGGGCCGCCAACCCUCGCCGGCACUGCCCGGCACCCUGGAGGAGGAGCAGAAGGAGAAGAUCCGGGGGCCGAUGUGGGACCCUCCGCCCCCGCCCUUGCCCCGCCGGCCGCCUGCCGAGGUGGUGGACGUUGGCACACUGGACUCACUCCUCCAGCGGCUCCACCAGAUGAACCUAGAGGUCUUGGGCCCAGCAGGAGCUCAGGAGAAGGACCUUAGCCCCGUUGUCAGGGGUGACGAGGAGGAAGGAGAGGAUGAGGACGAGGAGGACGAAGAGGAGGAGGAGGAGAAGGAGUGGAGAGGGCAGGCUGCCUACCACGCAGCCGCCACCCUGCCAAGAGACGGGUGUGCCCGUCAGGGACCGAGCCAUGGGCGCGCUCUUUACACCUUCCCCAAGACCGGCCCUGAGCGGGACAGGAGCCGGUGUCGCAGUCGGUCCACCGCUCCUGAGCUCAGCUCCUCAUACCAGUCCACCACCGAACUGCCCCCACCCGUGCCCCGUCACGGACCUCGGCGGGCUGAGACCCCGGAACCCUCGCCUCCCCUCUCACCACAUUCGUAGCCCCUCCGGGGAGAGCAAUUCCCCCAGGCCUCCAGCCCUGAAACGAGGUGAGGGGAGUGAGACUUCCUCCUCCCACCCUAUCCCCUCUCCUCCACUCACCACCUUCCUUAUUCCCUCUCCUCCCUCCACCCACUCCACCUAGCCACUUCCUCAGCCUCCCCCUCCCCUCACUUUCCCACCUAGCCUCUUCCCUCACUGACCCGAAAUCUUUUACCCCUUCACUGCCUCCAUCUUCUCCAGAAUACCUUCCUUCCUCCUCCAACUCCACCUCCCCUGCCUCUCUCCCCCUCCACCACCAUCCCCCACAGUCCUGAAACCACUCCCUCAGCAGGCCAUGACCCUAUGACCUUUGGACCUGGCCAUCACUCUGGCACACAACUCGACACAACAUCGGUGAGGAGACCCAUCGGCUCUGAGGUCCAGGAGAGAGGGUGGGCCAGUGGCGGCCCUCCCCAGGGCCAGAGCCCCUACCGCUGAGCAUCCGGGACCUGUCACUGUUGCUUUUGUGUAAAUAUGUUACAGGAAUAUGUCUUUUUUAUUAUUAUUGUUAAUGUUGUUGUUAUUUAAAGAGAAUU
Messenger RNA from Hypanus sabinus (Atlantic stingray), 2653 nucleotides. RefSeq names its product semaphorin-6D-like. Gene Ontology annotation, biological process: negative regulation of axon extension involved in axon guidance; axon guidance; positive regulation of cell migration. The record is from RefSeq and is a predicted model, not a curated record. NCBI's taxonomy places the organism in Eukaryota, Metazoa, Chordata, Chondrichthyes, Myliobatiformes, Dasyatidae. Gene Ontology annotation, molecular function: semaphorin receptor binding; chemorepellent activity.